This is a messenger RNA of Paramacrobiotus metropolitanus, 1718 nucleotides long. RefSeq names its product troponin T, skeletal muscle-like. The transcript has 6 exons. Gene Ontology annotation, biological process: sarcomere organization; muscle contraction; regulation of muscle contraction. The record is from RefSeq and is a predicted model, not a curated record. Gene Ontology annotation, cellular component: troponin complex. Gene Ontology annotation, molecular function: tropomyosin binding. The coding region runs from base 122 to 1375 and encodes 417 amino acids. Lineage: Eukaryota; Metazoa; Tardigrada; Eutardigrada; Parachela; Macrobiotidae.
GCACGUGCAUGUUUACGGGGUUUUCGUGCAGCGCAUUGCAAAGUAGAAAUUGUUUGAUUAUCCUGGCGAAUAGGUUAGCAAAUUGCUUUAUUGCAGCGAUGAGCAAGAGGACCGGCCGAAAAUGAGGAAAAUGCAGUCGGUAGUAGAACCAGCCGCACCGCCGUCGGCGGAAGCGAAGUCCGAGGCGCAGUUGAUAAUCGAAGCCAAGCAGCGCAAACGGGAGGAAGAAGAUAUGGAAGAACUACAGGCUCUGGAGGAGAAACGACGAGCCGAGCGGGAACGAGAGGAAGAAGAGCUGCGCCGUCUCAAGGAGAAACAGGCAGAAAGAAAAAAGGCUCGUGAAGAAGAAGAGCGUCGUUUGGAGGAGCAAAAGCAGCUGGCAGAAGAACAGAGAAGGAAAGAUGAGGAUGCGCGGCGCCAGAAAGCGGAAGAUGAAAAGCAGCGGAAGAAGGAAGAAGCUGAACGAAAAAAAGCAGCUGCUGCCGCUUCGGCUAGCGGUGGACGUAACUUUGUUAUCGACAAGGAGCGCAGCGGAGAAAGCGGUGUUGAUAAGUUCAUGAACAUAUCAAAAGCCAAAACGGAAAUGUCCCUAAACGCCGGCGAAUUGCAAGACCUACGCCAGAAAACCAUCAACGAUCGGGUCAAACCGCUCUCGGUUUCGGAAUUGGAUCACAAUGGUUUAAAAUCCAAAGCGGAAGAUUUAUGGAAGACUAUUAUAAAACUGGAAACUACAAACUAUGAUCUGGGCGAACGUUUCAAGCGUCAGGAAUAUGACCUGAAAGAGCUCAAUGAGCGUCAGCGCCAGAUCAGCCAUAAAAAACAUCUGGCACAAGGACUGGACCCGGAAGCGGCCAGCUCACGCUAUCCACCGAAAGUACAGCUGGCUAGUAAAUACGAGCGACGCGUCGAUCGCCGGACGUUCGAAGAGCGCAAGAAUCUCUUUGAGCAGAAUGGCGUCGACGAUAAACCCAAAGAGCUGGUUAAGCCGCUGGCUAAGAAACGCGAGGACUGGAUUAAGCCGAAGGAAACAAAGUCUCACCGAGAAACGCCGGCAGAUGACUUCGAAAAUGAACAUGCGGAAAACGAUGAAAUGGAGAAAAACAGCGUAGUGCAUGUGGAUGACGAAUCUUUCGAACAGCAAAAGGUCAACUCACAAAACAGCCAAGAACACGAUCAGGACGAUUGGACUGAGCCAGAUCUGGCAGAAGAAGCGCAGGAAAAUCACAUUGCUGUGGCGUCAAAUUCGAGGAAGUCAAGCGGUAUUGUUUCUCAGACGGAAUCAGAACGAGACAUCAAUGACGAAAAUGUUAACGAGGACGAUUUGUUUGCCGGCAAGGAGGAUUAUACGGCACUGGCAACUACGACUGAGGCUUAAUUGAUACUAAUACCUACCCGUAACAAAGAUACCACAACGCAAACCCACUUCAAGAGCAACUCUAACUUCACUUAAAUUAAGAUUGUAUCCAAUAGUCAAUGUGCUGUAAACAGAGUGCAUGAGAAAUAUUGUAUGUAUAUACACACCGUAAAAAAAGCACUGGUUAAAUUUUUAAUGCCGCAAUAUGUGCAUGUGUGAACAAUAGAAGUUCGAAAAAUGGCCCAUAUAAAAGACGUUUUGAGGGCGAUUUGGCCAGAUUAAGACAAAAACCUGCUUCGUAGUUAUACAACACUGUGUUUUAUGUACCACUAAUUUACCGAAAGAGUAGGCAUUUUAAUAAAUC